CCCAAACUUACUCGGUGCUCUUUCGAUAAACGAAAGCUUUUGCUAGUCUUGAUCGAAGGAGAGAAGCAAGCGUGAGAUCACAAGUUCGCACCUCUUUCCCUUGUCUCUCUCCGCAUGCUUUGCGCAGUGACUCUAUGAGUUGCCUGGCUAUGCAGUGCUCAAUACGCUGUCGACUGUAGGUCCUAGAACUAGUAGAUACGAUAUGGACGAACUCCAUACGUGGCGGUCAUAGUGCGCGUAAGGCACCGUUAAAUAAUGCAUAGUAAACAGCGACGUCUGCAAAAUCAAUGGGAACAGUAAAUUCGGUCUUCUUAUUUUGUUCGUUCUCGCUGGCAUCGAGUGUCGUCUUGCCUAACAAUUUGCCCACUGAAGUAGAUGAAAUGCAGGUACGGAUCAAAGAAUUCUCCGAUCGUCCGGAUUUAAGUUCGAGGACCGGCUACCUCUAGUGGAUGACAAUGAGGAAAUUGAAAACGGCUAUUCUAAAUUCCACCGUUGUCUGUCUCGUCAGAUUGGAUGGACCCUUUCUGCGUUUGGAGCUUUGCGCACGUUCUAAUCCACGGAAAAAUCUGACAAUCUCCCUGAUUUGCAAUAGCAGCAUCUGCUACAAUGUAUAAAUGCAACAGCAACACUAACAGCGAGCCGGGCAGGUGGUCCGUAGAGCCAUUGGAUUGUCGAAGAAUAGGCCUAGUUUCUUCUACCUAAAACGGUGUUUGUAACGCGACACGGCCUGAACCACUGAUAAAGAAAGUGGAUGCGUCAACGCGCGCAAACAAAGAAGAAAACACUCUCUAGCGGGUCAUGGCGAACAGCGACAGAGGCAUAAGCGUCUAUGUACACUACACUUUGGCGUCGACGCGGAAGGCACUUGUGGCCGACGGCACUACUGGGAUAGAAGUUGCAGGUAUAGAAGACGGUAGGCAAAUGAUUAUACAUCGAUGAUAAAUGAAAUUACGGACGGUCAUACUUGCAUGGUGCUGAGGCCACGAAACAUAAUCAGCAGCUGUUACAGUAUUUCGAAACUAAAGAGCAAGCUCGCCAGCACUGGUGAACAUGGAGCGUAUUGGAGACCUUACACUGGAUGACAUCAGAAAGAACGUAGUAAAGGAGGGCCCGCGCCCCUUGAGGAGCACUACACUAGAUCCGGAUCAAACGCAUUAUGCGUGAUCUUUGCAGCCGAAGCGUACGUUAUCAAAGCCGCGCACGAUGCGAAGACCGAAUCACUGUUACAGUUGGCUAACUUAUCUGACCAGUUCAACUACGAUUACGCUGUCCCGCACCGCAUUUCUCCUACUAGGACAGCGUUACUUCAAAUGAAGAAUCUGUUGACGCAGCUGUUUUUGUCGCGCCUGUUGCUAUGAUGGAUGUUAAAGGGAGAAGGCGAGGGCAUUGGUACGCUCGCCUGCUCUUUCCCAUCCGUCCAGGAGAACCCACAGGACAACCUACCAGGACAACAUACAGGAAUCGUCCCGCGGAGAGCAACUCGCCGACGGCUGUGCUGUGCUGUACACUAUAUACCGAACGCCAAUGAAUAGUGCUUCGGCAACUACUAAUAAAAGAUCGGCGCCACAAUUCUACAACUCUGAAUAAUCUGGCGUCGCGGUGCAGCUCUAGGUAAGGCAAAGCAUGAGUGCGUCUAGUCUGUAUGAAGGUUUGCCUGUCUAUGUGUAUUCAUAUUUGUGAGACUGACUGCCGGUCGUGGGCACCGCAGUCGUCGUCGAACCUUGUCAGUGCCAGGAUAUCUCACUGUUAUCGCUAUCACUGCUGCUACUAAUCUAUAGCAAAAACACACAGAAGUUUUGUUGUAGUAUUACGGAUACCCUUGAUCUACAUAUUUUGUGCGCUAUAAAGGAAGAUAUCAAUCAACGGAGUCAGUUGGACUGGUGACCAACGGAGGAUUGUGGACUAAUUACUUCAACAAAGAGAUCGUAGAUACUCUAUGCGGGUACAGGUGUAGCCUCGAUACAGCGUUUAGCGUUCCUGUCGAUGAGUUGCUAUUGCAGAACCACAGUGUUGUCGCCUAGCGCUAUCGAUUAAUUACUCUUGUAGAUCGAGAAUCAAUUGAAGGUUGAAACACGCUACAAUGAGCCGCUGCGAUUAUGGGCCCCUUCGUAGAUGAUGCGGCCGCAAGCGUGCUCGCCAGAGAGCCAUUGCGAGACGACAGCUGAGGGCGUGCUGACGCCCUCCCCGAGCAGCGGGGCUUUGUCAGCGCGGGUCCCAGUCGGCUGCACCCCGUCAUGGAGUACCACUGGGCCGACUGGAGCGACGCGGGGCUGUGGACCUGGGCACCGGAUGAUGAAGAUGACGAGCUUGUGUAUUUUCGCUGCAGCUCGUCGGGACGCUGCGCCGACCUGUUACCGGCGCCGCCGCACUUUGUGCCGCCUCCUCCAGCGCCGCCAGGAGUAUGCGCCGCGGGCUUGGCUUCCGACGAUCUACAGUUCUGUCCGGCUGGACAGCUUAUGGGUGAUCGAGCCCUAAGUUCCCUGUUAGGGCCGUCUGCUUUGCCCCUCAUCACGGUGUUUUGUGCUAUCCUUGUCACGGUAACGCUGGUUGCAGCUUUCCUCUUCUGCAAGCAUAAAAAGAAGGUGGAACACUUUUUGCCGUGCAAGACGAAUCAGGUGCCUGGAGCACCGGGCCAGUCCCAGGUUCCGGGCGCUCCUGGAAUCAAUCCGCUCUUGUUAAAUUCGAAUCACACGGCAACGCUACAUCCGUUCCUGCAGGCAGACGGUCUUAAUCCGAUUGAGUUGUCCGAUGUCAAAUGUGGGGCAUACGGCGGUCAGGGCCAAGGUCAGGGAUUCACGACGCUCCCAUCAGCAUUCCGAGGUAUCGUCACACCCUCGGUGAUCUCACUGAAUGAUCCGCAACGUUCACAGCGACGGAAACAGCUGGGCGCAGGUGGUGGACCCGGGUCCAACAAAGAGCAGUACAACCCCAUCUACGAACAGGUCCUUGAUCAGGACCGACAAGAAGAUGAACACAGCGAACUGGAGUCUGGCCGGAAGCAGAGCUGUUCAUCGGACUCGAUCGAGCUCAAUAGCAACCUGCAGUACGGGCAGGCGCUCGAGCCAAAACAGAGCUACUACCAGUCGAAGACGCCUCUCGCAUUUCCUAACGGCCAGCACAAUACGAACACAAACACACGGCCAGUGAUUGGAAGUGCACAACCGAGUAUCCAAGCAAAUACGCUUACGCGACGGACCUUAUUGCAUCCGUACCAGUCUGGCGCACCCGGAGUGACGGAGAAUAUCUACGCAGUGAUCGAUGACGAAGUUCAUCAACAACAACAACAACAGCAGCAGCAGCAGCAGCAGCAGCAACAGCAGCAGCAGCAGUCUCCAGCCCUACAACACCAUCAGCAACAGCAGCAGCGGUUACCCUAUACGAUGGAUCGGAUGAACGGGGUGCACGGCGUUCGUCGAAUGCCAAUAGUCAGCGUGCAACAGCCUCAGAGGCAGUACGCCACCGGAGGCCGGUUACCCAUCGGAGUGAACGGAAAUCCUCGCCAGAUGUUGCCGUCUCAGCGGCACCAUGCCAUGCAAGGCCAAUAUCCCUCAGUAUAUAGUGAUCCACAGGAUAUGUCGCCAUAUUCAAAUACGUGAUGAUACAAUAGCAAAACAACAGCAACAGUAACAUCCCGUUGCCUCUUACACUCUAUGUGUCGGAUGCUUUCUGAUAAAGGGGGGGAGAAAGAUUCAAUUAAGAACCUGAACUCCUGAAAAAUAUACAAAAAUAAAUUGAUAAGAGUGAAGGUGAUUUCGAGAAGAUGUUAGAUUCGAUGACAGCAAUUAUAUAAGAAAAAAAUAUUGACAAAUAAUUUAUAAUAUACGUGUGUGCAUUCGGAUACAUUAGAUAGGAGAGACGGCCAUAACUACUGUCAACACCAAUACCCAACCCCUUACCCAUAACACCUUUCCCCAUUGAAGACCCAGCGAAAAAGUCCUGACAAGAACACUAUAAAUAAACAAAAAGAGGAAGUACAAUUUAGGGAGAGGGGUAGAUGUGGCGUUGGCAGGAAAGGUCUACAACGGAUAGCCUGAACAACGACGGUACUACACGGCCGUGGACAACAAUUUCCUUUUGUCCAAAACUGACUCGAUGGCAGCCAAGCCCAUUCGACAACAAUGUACAAGAUCCAUUGCUAACGGUUUUGUUGCCAUGGGCAGUCCGUCUCGGAAAGCCGUCGCUUUUCGUCAGGCGCAGCAACAACAACAACAACAACAAGCCAACGCUCUGCAUGAAACAAUUGAACGACGACGACGACGACGAUGACGACGAACAAAAAAAUCAAAUGUUUAUGGUCGUGGUCAUCGUCACAAACGCUGUAGGCAAAUGGCAAACCCGGAACGCGCCCUAGCCCGGACGCUGCUGACUGUGAUCUCUGAGUGUUUGUAUCGAUGAUUAUCUUAAAAAAAUGGCGGACGAAACAGAAACUAUGAUUAUGACGACAUAGGACAUUUGGAAGACUUUCCGAUUUCGUGCUGUCCAAUGGGAUGACGGCUCCAGGGCAAGAAUGCGCUAAACGUCGUCAAUAAGCGUCGCUGUAAACCUACAAUCUGGAAUACUGAAUGAGAAAAAACAAGGGUUAAGUAUAGAAGAUGCCGAGUUGGGGACCUUGUAGGAGAACAAAAGGCCGCCAUUUAGAUGGUGGCGGCGAACCCGACGAUUCCAAGCAAUAAGUGAUGUACAUAGAAAUAAGCAAAGUAGAGUACCCCUUCCUUGAAAGGGAACACGCCAUUUCUGGCCGCACAUACAGUUCUAGCGGCUUUACAAUAAUUUGUCGAGUUUCCGAAAUCUCUGAUAGCGAAAAUGAAACAAAAAACUAUCCUAACACUCACAGGUCCCUAAGAAAAAAGGGGACUUGCCGCCUACUUGGAACUGUAAGUGCAGUCGGAGUGGCUUUUGUUUGGCCGACAGAAUAGGCCGCCAACUUCUAAGUCAAGUGCCUCGGUGGCGGUGCACGCACAUACAGUUACUACGUACAUGACAGGACAGAGACACAUUGGCAGACAGCUAAGCAGGUGAGUCAACACGAGAAUGAAGGUAAACGAACAGAGACAAACAUCAGGCCAAAAUUAAAUGGACUCUGUCAAGACAAAGAAAGUGGUACAAGAGGAAAGACGGUAGAUAACAUCUAGGAAUGGAAGGUCGACAGCCAGACACAAGCAAAAUCUAGAGAAAAAAAGACGAAAAUGAAAGACCUUGCAUCCGUAUCAAUAAUCAUCUGAUGCAAUAAGCUACGUAAUAACCACAACCACAUAUCGAUAUACUACAACAACAACAACAUUAUAAUAGUGAUGAUAAUUAAAAUGAAAUAAUAUGAUCGAUAAUAGUAAGUAACUGAUAAUGAAGAGAUUCAAUCUGUGAAUGCUUAGAUGAUGAGUAGGUCUGUUUAUAAAAUCGAGAAAAAUUGGAAGGGAUACGACACAUACGCUGGAAAAAUAGGCUGAUGUGACCUGGUGUCAUGUGAAAAUUUGAUGCAGGUGCGGAAGGCUGAUAUCCACAGAAUUAAAUCGGAUAGAAAAGUAAGUGAACAGCUAUGCUGCUGCACGUAGAAGGAAUACAGAAAAUAUUGAACAAAAUCACGUGUUAGACCUUUUUCAAUUAAAUUAAAUGAAUUCUAUAAUAUUUCGAGCUAUUUCGGUCGAGGGGGGCACAGCUGGGAAAACUUGUCGCGUGCCGGCCUGCCGAGGUCGCCGUUGUAACCAAAUGUAUAAAUUGUAUAUAUAUAUAAUAAAAACGAACGAAAAUUCGAGAGAUGAACGAUGUCAUAGCGACGAAAAGACAAGAUGGGCCGUAGACGCGCUGCAGGGAUAUGCACUCGAGCUAGCCGGGAAAAGAUCGAAGACAAAAGCGUUAUAUAUUGGUGAUGACGACGACACACAGAGUACCCAACAGUAGAAAGGAGU
Molecule: messenger RNA, 5903 nt
Organism: Varroa destructor (honeybee mite)
Lineage: Eukaryota; Metazoa; Arthropoda; Arachnida; Mesostigmata; Varroidae
Source: RefSeq, a predicted model, not a curated record